Molecule: messenger RNA, 967 nt
Organism: Drosophila virilis
Lineage: Eukaryota; Metazoa; Arthropoda; Insecta; Diptera; Drosophilidae
Product: UPF0193 protein EVG1 homolog
Source: RefSeq, a predicted model, not a curated record
ACACACAACUGUUGAAAAGGAAUCGAAAUACAUAUAAAUAUAUAUAUAUAUAUAUAUAUACUGAAAUCAGAUCAUAGCAAAAUUCGAACGAUUCGCAUCAUGAACAGGCAUCGCUAUAACAAUGUGCAGCUAGAUGGGCUGACCUCGGGCCUGUUGAAGCAGCAGCAGCAACACCAGCAGCAGCUGCAACAAUCAGGCCAGCCGCCAGCUAAUGGCAAUGAGGAGCAGUUGCCCCUGUGGCCGAGCGAGCGCAUUGGGCCCGGUGGCAGCGGCGCCUUUCAUGCUCCAAAAGUGGAGUACAGCAAGGAGACUGCCGAUUUACUGAAGCUGCUCAUGAAAGAGUCCAAGAUGUCCAUGAUUAUGCGCAAGCAAAUCGAUAACAGUCUGCGCAAUGGAGAGCCGCUGCCGUUGCCAAAACCGCCGCGUCCCAACACCAACAAUGAUCUUAACAAGGAAACUCUGGCUAUACUAGAGCGUGCGCGCAAUGCCAAACGAAAAAACCUGCGCCAAAUUGAAGGUAGCGGCGCCUAUGAGAAGACCUAUUAUCGCCCGAAAGUGGACAAUCGCAUGAUCAGCGAUAAGGCCAAAUCCAAGCUGCAAUUGACCAUGGCAGGUGUUGAAUUGCCUGAUCCGGCUAUAAAGCCGCUUCGUCGUUCCCGUGAAGAUCGUUUGGUCACCGAAAACGAUAUAAUCAACGAAUUGCUGGAUCAAAUAAACGAGCGUGCAGAUUGGCUGGCCGAGAUGGAGGCGCUGGGGCAGGGUAAAAAAUACCGUCCUGAGAUACACGAUCAGAUAUCGGAGCGUUUGCAUCGCAUCCGUGCAUUGGAGACCAAAAUAAAGAUGAAGGCUGACGGAGGCUAUCGUUUUGUGGACUAGAAUGAAGUUUAAAAUAUAAUGUGUUAAAUGUUUAACGUAUAGAAAUAGUGUUAUACGACGAAUAAAUUGGAAAAACCGUUGAGCAACCGAA